Molecule: messenger RNA, 688 nt
Organism: Vitis vinifera (wine grape)
Lineage: Eukaryota; Viridiplantae; Streptophyta; Magnoliopsida; Vitales; Vitaceae
Exons: 5
Coding region: 32-499 (155 amino acids)
Source: RefSeq, a predicted model, not a curated record
CCUUCUUUCUUUCUUUUUCCAUAUAUCAGAAAUGGUCUUGUUCCUUAGCCAGCCUGACCUCUGCGAGGGUGUUUUUCAGGGAAUGUUGCAGGGGAUAUUAGAAGAAAGAAAGGCAAAGAGACCAUACAAACCGCAUGGAUCUGAAUGGAAACGCAUCAAAAUUUUGGCAUGUAGGAAUUGUAGAACCCCCUUCUCCUCUACUUUGACUCACCUCAUAGAGGAGGUGAAUCGCCUCGAUGGGAAACCCUACCCAAAUUUUUAUCAUGUUAAAGAAGGGGCAAAUUUGGAGAUCCAAAGGCCUAGAAGUUUUCAUACUGCCCAUCUCUCCAAUGGAAAAUCAAUACUGUUAUUGAGAGUGCUCUGCAGUUCAUGUCGUGUGUUAGCUGGCUUCCAAGUGCUCUAUCUGGACGAGAAUAAUGGUCGAGGUCGAGGUCGAGGCUUAAACCUCGAUGUUGGACACUACAUUGUGGAUGCUAUAUUGUUCAAUUCCAUUCCGUGAGUACGUGAAGCAAUUAGGGAAGUAGUGGAAUUCCUUCAAUAAAUUUUAUUUUGCAAUUAGCGAAGAAGUAGUGGAUUUCCUUCAAUAGAUUUUAUUUUGUUUCUUGAUGUGGGAAUGGGAUUGACUGAAGCAUAAAUAAAUAAUCAAAUGUGAGGUCCAAUGAAUGGAUUUUAUCGCCUCUUCCAUUCA